Molecule: messenger RNA, 2028 nt
Organism: Panicum virgatum (switchgrass)
Lineage: Eukaryota; Viridiplantae; Streptophyta; Magnoliopsida; Poales; Poaceae
Product: DNA primase small subunit-like
Exons: 17
Coding region: 316-1683 (455 amino acids)
Biological process (GO): DNA replication, synthesis of primer
Cellular component (GO): alpha DNA polymerase:primase complex
Source: RefSeq, a predicted model, not a curated record
AAGAAGCACGCAAGGCCCAGAUCAGCGCAAGGGCGGCUUGGAUUUUUGGCGGGAGCGGCGCCCUUCUUCCCGCCAUUCCCUGCCUCCUCCCACCACCCACCCACCCCCCCCACACACACAUACCCAACAGCGCCGCCCCUCAGCAGAACCGCUCCGCUCAGAGGGCUCAGUCGCUCAGGGGCCUCAAGUCCAUCUCCUCCCUUGCUCUUCCUUCCCUGGCGGCGGCGACUGGGCGAGCGGCGGCGCCAUUUGUCCUGUCUUCCUCAGCCCUUUGCCGGCGACGAGCGCAUCCUCCAGUCCGUUCGUGAUCUGAGGAUGGGUAGGGACGAUGAGCCGGUUGACUCUAUGGAGAUUGAUGGCCAGCAGCAGCUAAAGGUAGAAGGCCCUGCUGCGGUGCCAGACGGGUUCAACGCCGACUACCUCCGUGUCUACUACGGAAAGCUCUUCCCAUAUGGUGAUUUCUUCCAAUGGCUUUGCUAUGCAAAUGAUGGAAAGCAUCCCGGAUGUGAUCAGUCAUAUGUUGGACGUCGAGAGUUUUCAUUUACACUAGAGAAUGACAUCUACCUGCGCUUCCAAUCCUUUGAUAGUGCUGCUGAAUUGGAGAGUUCUAUCAAGGAGAAGUGCCCUUUCAAGAUUGAUAUUGGACCUGUCUACAGCGUAGAUCCUGCAAAGCGUCAUGCUUACGCCCAAUCUGGCAAUAAUGUCUUUGUACCAGUGGAAAGGGAACUAAUUUUUGACAUUGAUAUAUCUGAUUAUGAUGAUGUGCGCUACUGCUGCUCUGGAGCUGAUGUCUGCAAGGAGUGCUGGCCCUUAAUGACCAUUGCUAUCAAAAUUCUGGAUACUUCUCUUAGAGAUGAUUUUGGUUUCAAUCACAUACUGUGGGUAUACAGUGGCCGUCGUGGUGUUCAUUGUUGGGUCUGUGACACCAGAGCUAGAAAGCUCCGCAAUGAACAAAGGGCUGCAGUUGCUGAUUAUUUUCGAGUCUACAAGGGUGGUGAAAAUGCACUGAAGAAAGUCUCCUUGGCUGGACCUGUCCUCCAUCCUUUCCUUGCACGGUCAUACACGGAUGUUCUUGAAAGCUUCUUUGAAGAUAAGCUGCUACUUAGCCAAAAACUCUUUGCAUCAGAGGAGAGAUGUCAGAAGAUACUUGAUCUCAUCCCUGAUGAAAAUGUUGCUAGUGAGCUCCAUGACAAGUGGCAGGGAAAUAGCCGAUCUUCUAUUUCAAAGGAAGAUGUCAAUGCAGCCAGAUGGAAACAAUUGAAGACAACCUUACAGUUAGGAAAGCACAAGGCUCAGGGCCUUCGGAGAUGUGUGGAAGAGAUCGUCUUCUUGUACACAUAUCCUAGACUUGACAUGGAGGUAUCAAAGCACAUGAAUCAUUUACUGAAAGCUCCCUUUUGUAUACACCCCAAAACAGGUCGUGUUUGUGUUCCAAUUGAUCCCAAUAAUUGCGAUGAUUUUGAUCCUACAGCCGUUCCGACUCUAUCACAGCUUUUAGGAGAGCUCAAUGCUGCUGGUUUUCAGACAGAUUCUGAAAAUAAUUGGGAAAGAACUUCCUUGGAGAAAUCCAUCAGGUUUUUCAGAACUUCGUUUCUGCAACCACUGCUGAAAGCAUGCAAGGAGGAACUGGAAAGUGCAUACAAUGCAAAGCUCCAACAGUCCAAGAAUUCCUUGAAUUGGUAAAAUCCACAUGCGUAUGUGGAUGAAUGGGCGAUUAUUCCAACUGGACACUGACCUCUUUGCAUGGACGAUUGGGCGAUUAUUCCAUGACGCUGCUGUGGAGUUGGUACCAUGUCGGUUCAAAGUUGUAGCUACUGAGUGUGAUCAGAGCUAUAUACCGUACUGGUGUACGACGUGCUUUAGGUGUCUGUAGGUUCCAGUGCUGGGCUUCAGAGAAUGAGUGUAAUACUUGCUGGUUGACGGUGCCAAGGUAUAUCAUGUAACUUGGGCUACAUAUGCCCAGCAAUUUCUAACAAAAAGAGAAUCCAGAUGGGAUGUUCUAGUUAUUUGUGUGGCCGUAUGCGUUGA